This is a messenger RNA of Gryllus bimaculatus (two-spotted cricket), 285 nucleotides long. The record is from the annotation of a GenBank genome assembly. Lineage: Eukaryota; Metazoa; Arthropoda; Insecta; Orthoptera; Gryllidae.
AUGGCCGCCAGUUGCAACCGUUCUGUGAGACGACUUUGCCUGGUUCACCAGGAGCUGAUGCCGCAUUUGAGAUGCAGCGAUUUCGCUCGGAAAUACUACCUCAACCGGCACCAGCGCGUGCACACGGGACUGCGACCGUUUAUAAAGGAGUGGCAGCAUCCUGUCGCUUGCACGCGGUGUGUGUUUAGUGCAAGGCGAACCCUCGCCGCUUCUUCAUCAAGAGAAACGUGUUGCGUGCUCUGCCGCCCCUUCCGCUGGACUAGCUCGUUCGCCAGCGGUCGGUGA